AUGUCUCUCAAAAAAGUAUUGGGAAAGCUCAAGACGGGCUCCCACAGCAACCCCACCUCGGACGAUGAAAGCGCGGGUGGCAUCAAGUCACCACGAUCCGGUUCCCACGCGAACGGUGGCGUAACGUCCCCACGAUCUUCCGGUGUCUUUGCACACCGAGCCAGUGGGGAUUUCAAGCGGGGCCUCGACAGCCCCUCCGGUGUGCUCUCGCCCGCCGACAGCAGGACCAGCAUAGAUAAGCACUCCAAGAAUGACAGUGGCAUCUUCCACCGCCGCACCGACAGCCCAAGCCGCAGCCGGACCUUUGGGUCGGGCCAUGGCCGCUCUGGCUCCGGUGCCACCCACUCCCCCAUCCGCGCCGUCAAGGAGAAGCUGCACAUCGGCGGCGACUCGUCCAGCGAUGGCGACACUCCGCUCAACCGCGAAGGCGAGCCCAUGUCCAAGAACCAGCUACGAAAGCACGAGAGGCAGGCGCAGCAAGAAGAGCGUCACCAGGAGGCUCUGCAGAAGGAGAAGGAAAUCGAGCGGAGGAAGAAGGAAAUGGAGGCUCAGGCCGCGGCAGAGCUCACUCCAGAGCAGAGGGCGAAGUAUGGCAUGGUCGCGCCCAACAGCUAUGCUGCAGAGUGGAAGCAUGAGCCGCGUAUGCAGAUCCUCGACUUCACCGCUGCUGAUGUUGGCAAGCAAGUUGUCUUCCGCGCUAGAAUCCACCACCUGCGAAAGAUGAGCUCCAAGUUCGUCUUCUUUGUCUUCCGGCAGCAGCUUGCUACCAUCCAAGGUAUAUUGGUCGAGCAUGCAGAUAUAUCCAAGUACAUGCUCUACUGGGCUGAGCAUCUCGAGGCUGAGAGCGUUGUGCUUGUCAAGGGUAUUCUCCAGGCGCCAAACAACAAGCAGGGCGACGUCACUGGUGCUACUAUCCAUGACGUCGAAGUCGCUGUUCACGACCUCCAUGUUGAGGCUGCUGUUACCGAGCACCUUCCGUUCAAUGUCUACGAAGCUGAGGUCACGCAAGCCGAGGUCGACGAAGACCUCGCGGGCGCUGACCACAAAGAAGGCCACACCCGCGUGAGGAUCAAUGACCGAACGCGCUUGAGCAAUCGUGUCAUCGACUUGCGCACAACAGCAUCCCAGGGCAUCUUCCGCAUCCAGUCCGGCAUUUGCAACCUCUUCCGCUCUCAGCUAGACCAUGAAGGCUUCAUCGAGAUCCACACUCCUAAACUCCAGGGUGGUGCGACCGAAUCCGGUGCCAGUGUGUUCAAGGUCGAAUACUUUGGCCGUGGUGCUUUCCUUGCCCAGAGCCCUCAGUUGGCGAAGCAGAUGUGUAUCUCUGCCGACUUUGGCAGGGUUUACGAAAUUGGUGCUGUCUUCCGUGCGGAGAACAGCAACACAUACCGCCAUUUGACUGAGUACACUGGUCUUGAUCUGGAGAUGGCGAUCGACGAGCACUAUCAUGAAGUGCUCCGCGUGCUAGACCGCACAUUCAAGAAUAUAUUCAAGGGUAUCUACGAGCGCUACCGGCCCGAGAUUGAGGUGAUCAAGAAGCACUUCCCUCACGAGGAUCUCGUUUGGUUAGAUGAAACUCCCAUCAUUCCCUUCGCAGAAGGUAUUCGCAUGCUUAACGAGUCUGGCUGGAGGGACGAUGACGGAAACCCUCUGGAUGAGAACGAAGACAUGGGUACACGUGAUGAAGUACAGCUUGGCCGUGUUAUCAAGCAGAAGCUUGGCACCGACUACUACGUCCUCGACAAGUUCCCUGCCAACGCACGGCCGUUCUACGCGAUGCCCGAUCCGAACGACCCCAAGCUCACCAACUCUUUCGAUAUUUUCGUUCGUGGCCAGGAGAUUCUGAGUGGUGGCCAGCGUAUCCAUGACUCAGACAUGCUCCUUGACAAGAUGCACCGGAUGAAGGUUGACCCACAGACCAUGGAAGAGUACAUCCAGGGCUUCCAAUGGGGUGCUCCUCCGCACGGCGGUGGUGGUAUCGGUUUGGAACGUAUUCUCAUGCUUAUGCUGAGCCUGGGCAACAUCCGACAUGCGUCGCUGUUCCCUCGCGACCCCAAGAGUUUGCCCGAAAAGCCCGUGAUCAAGCAACUCCGUCACCCAGAAUCCAGCACAAUGCACCCGCCGUGGGAAGGCCAAGAUCGAGCUGCAGCAGGCAUCGACUUCCAGCCCAUCACCAAGCUCAUUGCCAAUUACGGAGAUGCUACGAACACAUCCUGGUUGGAGCCUCGCACAGAGAUCUGGCGAGACGAUUUCACGGGAGCUGCUGUGGGCUUCGUUCCCCAGGAUGGUUUCGCGAUCACCGUGGGUGAUCCUCUCUGCCACCCGAGCCAGUAUUUGAAGACCAUGACUGGCUACCUCAAGUACAUCAAGAAGGAGCGUAACCUGAAGCCACUUUGGCUUCUGGUAGGUCACGAUGCUGAGGAAGUACUGGCCACCAAGUUCAACUGGCGGACCUUCUCCGUCGUCGCUGAACAGCGUGUCGACCCUGCGCACAACCCUGCGUUCAACGACUCCGACGUACAGCGCAAGGUCCGCCAUGCCGAGAAGGAGGGUGUCAAGAUCACCGACUACAUUGUUGGCACCCCCGUACCGGACGAGAUGAAGAAGAGGGUCGAUGCCCGUGUAGAAGACUGGCUUAAGGGCAGGAAGGGCCGCCAGGUGCAUCUUACCAACAUCCACCCAUGGCAAGACGAGGAGCACCGGCAAUACCACAUCGCCAUGACACCCGACGGCACCAUCGCCGCUCUCGUCGUCAUGGCCCAGCUGAGCGCCGACCACGGCUGGCAAGUCAAGUAUUCGCUCGACUUCCCGGGCGCACCUUCGGGCUCCAUCGAACACGUCGUGCUCCACGCCAUGAAGGUCGUCGCCCAGGCCGGCGCCACGACCAUCACCUUCGGCGGCGGGGCAAGCAGCAAGUUCACGCCUGGCCACAACGUAAAGGGCACGCGCGUCAAGGUGCUGAGCCGCGCGUACCAGGCCAUCGCGACGGAGCUCAAGCUCACGAACAAGACCGAGUUCAGAGAGAAGCUGGGCGCCACGGACGACCCGAGCUAUAUCUGCUACCCGCCGCAUGGGCUGGGCCCGAUGGCGAUCAAGGCUAUCUUGAAUUUCUUCGAGGAUGAUGACUAG
This is a messenger RNA of Didymosphaeria variabile, 3129 nucleotides long. RefSeq names its product aspartate--tRNA ligase dps1 (gene DPS1). Gene Ontology annotation, biological process: aspartyl-tRNA aminoacylation. The transcript has a single exon. Lineage: Eukaryota; Fungi; Ascomycota; Dothideomycetes; Pleosporales; Didymosphaeriaceae. Gene Ontology annotation, cellular component: aminoacyl-tRNA synthetase multienzyme complex; cytoplasm; cytosol. Bases 1 to 3129 code for a protein of 1042 amino acids. Gene Ontology annotation, molecular function: ATP binding; RNA binding; aspartate-tRNA ligase activity. The record is from RefSeq and is a predicted model, not a curated record.